This is a messenger RNA of Perca flavescens (yellow perch), 2147 nucleotides long. RefSeq names its product HUWE1 associated protein modifying stress responses a (gene hapstr1a). The coding region runs from base 268 to 1140 and encodes 290 amino acids. NCBI's taxonomy places the organism in Eukaryota, Metazoa, Chordata, Actinopteri, Perciformes, Percidae. The record is from RefSeq and is a predicted model, not a curated record. The transcript has 5 exons.
GGGCGGGAUGUAGCGCAUAACAGGAUAGUCUGCGUUGUAGCUAUAUAUCUCGACGUCGGCGACUAGGAAAACUAGUUAGCUAAAGCUUAUGUUCACAGAUGGAAGUGAGGAGAGGAAACAACGCUAUAUUGUAGUGCGAAAUAUAUAUAUAUAUAAAAAAAAGCUAACAGUAUUCAUGGAUUUACUCCCAUAAUUCGUUAUACAGUGCCCACAUUUUCAUAUUUUAACACAUUAAAGGUGCAUUUUACGCGAGUUUUGGUGCAUUAAAUGGAGGAAAAGAAAGAAGACGGAGAUUCGGAGAUACAGGAACACGGACCCGAACACUGGUUCUCAAAAUGGGAGCGGCAGUGUUUGGCCGAAGCGGAGCAAAGGGAGCCCUGCGAGGAGGAGGCCGACAACGACCAGGAUAAACUGUGGCAUCUCUUCCAGAACUCAGCCACUGCUGUGGCACAGUUAUACAAAGACAGAGUAUGCCAUCAGCAGGGCCUGUCAUUGUGGGUGCCAUUUCAGAACUCUGCAACAGCAGUUACCAACCUCUACAAAGAGAGUGUGGAGGCACAUCAGAGAAGUUUUGAUCGGGGCAUCCAGAUAGGACAUCAACGCCGUAAUAAGGACAUGUUGGCCUGGGUGAAAAAGCGCCGGAGAAACAUCCGUAGGGAAGAUCUUAUCAGCUUUCUGUGCGGAAAAGCACCACCACACAGGAGUAGCAGGGCCAAUCCCCGGCUGGCCAUGUUGGCCCCCAGCCGGGCUAAUUCACCAGCCGAGACUGGCUCAUCUGUAGAAGCAGACCUCCAGCCCUUCAGGGAGGCCAUAGCACUGCAUGGUCUGAGUGGAGCCAUGGCGAGCAUCAGUGUGCGCUCUGGUGCUCCAGGGUCUCCCACGCAUGUGAGUGGGAGCAGCAGUAACGGAGGUGGCGCUGGUGUAGGUGGUUCUUCCGGCUCUGCGCUGGUGUGCCGCAGCAGGCGUAAUGGGCUCCAAGACGUCGACCUGAACACUUUCAUCGCGGAAGAGAUGGCACUGCAUCUGGACUCUACAGGCUCCGCCUCUGCUGGAGGGGGAGGAACCAGGAAACGAAACUCCACCCAGUGUAGUGAUGUCAUCACAGACUCCCCUACACACAAACGCAACAGGAUGAUCUGAUCUGCUGCCUGCCUGCCUAUAUGUGUAUGUGAGGGGGUAGGGGAAAAGCCUUCAAAAGCCAAGGCUAUGAGAGGGGGUGGGGGGGUGGAUGGAUGGCUUAUGUGGGACAGAUGGACAGACACUUGAAUGCCUGGCUGUGCAAAAGAAACCCGGGCUGAAAAUGGGGACUUACGGUCUCAGUGCGGUCUAUUCAGAUGUUGACUGAAUUCUAUUCCUUGUCUCCUUUCCCCACACUAUUACUACAAAUCACUGAUCUGCAAUCGGAACACUUAAUGGGUGUAUGUGGGUUACUGGGAGAUCUGGACGACAUCACCCGCUACUGAGACAUCGCUACCGAGGAAAGGAGACAACGAAAGGAAAUCCCCAAGUCAUCCUGGGAUGCGGACCGAUCUCAAAGGGGUGAAAUGCACCGUGCUGCUUGACAAGCAGAAGCCACUCAAUCCUUGACACAUUUGUGCCCUUCCCUCCCCUUAACCUCACUCAUCCUCACCCACCACCUUAAUAAGGAAGUGAGGGCCAUGAUCAAAUCGUCUCACUCAGUGAACCAAGUUGCUCGCCAAAUGUUGGACCCAGCUCGGUCAGAGAUUCUCUUCUUCGUCAAACAACCCACCGGUUUGUUACUUUUGUCAUUGCAGCUCUGUUGACGUUGCCGGUCAGUGGUGGAGCUAAAUCGCCCAGUAGGCGUACAUCUGUGACAUCAUCCUGCUUUAUCUCCCGCUUGCAACCAGUUAUAUUUCUCUGGCUACUAGAUGAUGGCAUGUAACUUCAUUCUCUAAUUACUCUGCUUUGAUUUAGUUCAGCCAGUCGCCCUUUCUUGUUUAUAAGUUCUUCAACCACCAGUGUUAACUAUCUAGGUUUGUUGCCACUGUUUGCAGCAGUGAUAGCCAAGUUAAUUUUGCAUUCUUUCUCCACCAUGUUUUUUGUUGUUGUUGAGGAUAAUGGAAAGCAAUUUUUUUUUUCUUUGUGUAUACAGCUUUUCAGACAGCCUGUCUACUGACUGCAACCCC